ACUGGACGAGUGGGACGGCCGUGUGAGUGUGUUUGAAGUGUACACGCGGUCUCGCGAGUCGAGCGACUUGACACGUUCGGACACCGCGGCGUUGCUCGCUGAUGACGGCCGCGAGUGGAGCUGGGAAUGACUUGGAAGGGUUGUAAGGAAGCUCGGGAGCCAACGGAGCUUUGCACUGUUUUGGCAGCGUUGAGGUUGUGAGGCUGUUAACUUGGGGCCGCGAUGUGGCCUCCGCCGCCCGUCAACUUCAACUCGUCUCUUCCGCGUGUGCGCGGCUUGCAAAAUGCGGCGCCGUCGGGACUCGCCAUCGCCACUGCCCGCGCCGUCUUUGUCAAGGUGCCGCCGAAGUGGUCUUGUCGCUUACUGUUAUUAAUAUGAGCGGUAGACUUCAUCGUCAUCAUCAUCAUCAUCAUCAUCAUCAUCAUCAGAAGAAGAAGAAGAAGAAGAAUACGUUCGAUGAAGUUGGACAGGAGUUGGGCUUUUUUUUUUUUUUUUUGUUGUGGACUUCUUAUUGGACGGACUUGUCACUCGCAACCCGGAGUUUGAAUUGAAUUAAAAAAAAAAAAAAAAAAAAAAAGAAAAAGUGAUUUGGGGAUGUGAUUAUGAACUCCGAAUGGAAGGACCGCGCGUGAGCUUGGCUUGCGUUGCCUAAAGGAGCGGCAGAAAAGGUGUGGACAGUUGCAAGCAAAAGCAAAAGAUCCGCUUUGAAGGCCACCAUGCGCGGCCGGGCUGCGCCGCCGCAGCCGCAGCCGAGGCCAUGAGCGUCCCCCCGCGGCGCCCGGCCGGGCUCCGGCCGUGGCUGCUCAUGGCGGCCCUGCAGGUGGCGCUGGGCCAGCCGGGCCCGGAGCCCGAGCGGCCGGCCCUCAUCAGGGUGACGCUGCUGAAGAACGACCCGGCGGACGGCCCCAUCACCCUGGAGGGGGUGUUCGCGGGAGGGAGCGCCGGCUACGCGGAGGGCAAGCUCAUGCAGUACCACCCUCUGUCACUGUGCAACACAAGUGAAGAUGAACGGCAAGAGAGUGACUUCAUCACCAUUGUCAAACUGGAGCAGAGGGUUCCCCGCUGUCUGCCGCUGCAGGAUAAGGCCCUCAUGGCACUGGAAAAGGGAGCUCAGGCAGUUAUUUUCGACGUCAGCGAUGAUGUCAACGCGGCUGCCGAGCUGAGGGAAACGGACUCCCUUCCCCGCCCGGUCGUGCUGGUGGAUGCCGAGGAUGCGGAGGAGUUGAUGGCUCUGGUCAACAAGAACGAGGAGGCCAAUGUUCGUAUUGAGAUAUUGGUGGAGCAACCCAGAUGGCCACAUUAUGACGUGGGUAUCCUGCUCACCAUUGUCUUGGCUAUCCUGACCAUCAUCCUCAUCUUCGCUUUCCGCUAUAAGUGCAAGGCCAAUCGAACUUGGGACUCUGUACAUCAGCAGACCAUGCGAGCUAUUAAUCGAUUAGAGACCAAAGCCUACAUCUCUCAGGGGUGCUCAGGCUCACAGCGCCCCCGUGGGGCCUGGGGUUCAGCGAGCAGCUCCAACUCCACGCCGGUAUGUGCUAUCUGCCUGGAGGAGUUCCAGGAUGGUCAGCAUCUAAGGAUCAUCUCCUGCGCUCAUGAGUUUCAUAAAGAUUGUGUUGAUCCCUGGCUGCUGCAGCACCGCACCUGCCCGCUAUGCAUGCACAACAUCAUGGGGGCAGAGAGGCACGCCCAGAGGAACAGACUACAGUCCAGUCCAGAACAACGGUUCCUCCACCCUCGGCCUUACAGCAGCCCACGAAACCACCCGUUCCCCCAGCACGACGUACCUUUUUCUAUGAGGCCACAAUAUCCUCGUGGACCUUCAGGCUCAUAUCCCUCCGUUGGGCACUACAAUAUUUCAUCUCCCAUGGACAACCAAACGCUACAUUUGCUGACCAGCAGACCCCUGGGCACCCCUUGUGGGUACCACCUUCCAGCAGAGGGUCCCAGAAGGCCCCACAGGACCGGCGGCAACUGCAGGACUUCUACUCACCACUACACCCCCCGCCGGUCCUGUCACAACUAUCGCUCAUCUUGUCCAGCUCAGCGCAGUGCCUCCAACUCCAGAGCGCACCACAUGGCCUCAGCCGCCUCAGCCACCUCGCAGCCCCGCGGAGCGGCGGCCCGUGGCCGACCGGACGAGGGCAGCUGCUCUGGCGGCAGCUACCGCACGGACCGCAGCGGAUAUUUGGCUGACGGGCCGGCGAGCGACUCUAGCUCGGGGCCGUGUCACGGCUCGUCCAGCGACUCGGUUCUGAACUGUACCGAUGUGUCCCUGCAGGGAGUUUACGGGAGCUGGUCCACUUUCCGCAGCUCGCUGAGUAGCGACUACGACCCGUUUGUGUUUUAUGGGCCGGGCUCUGCGGAGGCGGAAGCCCAGGCACGGCCGAGGUCUUUGGAUUCUGUGGUGAACAAAGUGGGCUGCCCUGAGGAACAACCUCAAACUGUGUUUAGCCACAUCCACUACCACCGCCAUAGACACCACCACUACGAGGACGGGGGGCACAGCCAAGUCCCGAGCAGAGGCUCAGACGAGGAGCAAGGGGCCGCCGCGGCAGAAGCCCCUCCUGCACUGGUCUUGGAUAAAGACUCACCUGUUGGCCCCCCUAAGCCUAGUCACCGUCAGUGCCAAAAACCAGACUGUACACAUUUCCCCAGUUCUCGGUCAGAGGGUCGGGAUCAGGACCCGAGCACGUCUUCGGGGCCCUCUGUCCUGGUGUCCUCUAUCCCCUUGCAUCUACAGACCCACCGCUGCCACCAGGGACACACUCCCGCAGCUCUCGGACGCGGCUGUGUGCGGACCCCCCCCGCCGUUCGCUGCCACCAGAGCUCGGACCUUCAGGAUGAUCGGAGCGUCCGCAUCCACUUCGGCCGAGGCUCAGGCUUCUGCUGCUCUCCCCCUGAACUCCACCCCGCCCUCCUCCCCGUACCUCUAAUUCUGGACUCGGGACGUAUAGACGACUGGCCCCGCUGUGCUGGAGCCCAUGUUGUGUGGCAAAAGCGGGUGCAGGAGGCCCACUCUGAGCCUCAGCUUCUGGGGACCAGGACCUCCAUUGAGACACCUCCUUGCAGGUUCCACCACGGCCUCGCUGCAGACCGCAACGCAGACAUUUGUUUAUACUGCCCAAAAAUAUACCACAAUCAGGGAUCUGAAGAGGAGUCCGGUGUGUGAGAACUUGUUUCCCGAAUUCUGACGCUGCUACACAGGAGCCACAACGGGCGAUCCUCUGAGUUGCUCGCGCCCGCUCGGCCGCCGCCACGUACAGUCAUUCUGCUUGCCGAGUCUCUCCCAACUUCCCUGACGAUUCACGUGAUCCCACAUGAUCCCUCUUCAGAAUGCCUCAUUAAUAUCGUUUUGUUUAGAAUGAUUGAUGACGAGAUUCUAGGCUAAAUCCCUUUUUUUUUUUUUUUUUUUUUUUUAAAAAACAAAACAAAACAAAAACAAACCAAAAAAACACUUACGAUGCUUUGCAAUGACGAUCAAGAGUUGCUGGGGAACACAAAGGGUUUCAAGUAUGUGCUUCGCCUUGUCUGUUUGGAAGAAAAGCUAUUUUGUUCUGGCUGUUGACCCUCAUGAAGUCAGGCUCAAUGUGUGUGCGUGCGUGCGUGCGUGCGUGCCUGCCCGCUUUCCAAAAACUCGAUUCGCUCACCGCGGUACCUUCGUUCACUCGCGUGAUCUGCAUCUUCCUCUUUGCUGAGUCGAGCCUCAGCUGAUAAAACUUCUAAGCCUACCUCAGCUCAGAUUUUGUCUUGCCUCACACACACACAGGGUUUGUUUUUGUUUUUUCCCGAGGUACUGCUGUAGUUAUUUUUGUCUUUGUUUUUAUCACAUCCAAGUAGCUCCCACAACCUAAAAAGAUAUCAUGUUGCUCGUCCGACAGAGGGGAAAGGUUGAUUCCGGUGAAAGUUCACUGAGGUCGCUGAGCCUUCCGUGGGCCUUGUUUUCAAUACAGUACUUCAAUAAUGGCAGCUCCUUUCACCUUUUGUGCGUCUUUUUUUUUUUUUUUUUUUUUUUGUACAAUAUUCUCUUAUUUUGUUCCAAAUGAUGACUGAAAUUGGGUUGCCACCAGGCCAAGCGACUUUCUGGUUGGCACUUCCCUUUGCUUUGGUUUCUGCUCAGCUCAUUAUUUUCAUAAUCUUCUCCAGCAACUGAAGCCCCUCAAAAUCCUUCUGCAUUAUAACCAUACAAAACACCCGUUGCCGUUUGAAUAAUCAUCGUACACGUGGAAGAAAGCCACAGGACGCAGACUGUACCGUCUAUCCCUGACCGGGUGCCACACGCUGUUCACGUGACCUCAUCUCGAAAGGGGAGGAUCCCGAAGAACGACUCGGGGAUUGCCAAACACUGGAAACGAUUUCAAUUUCAUCACAGUCGGUUAAAAAGUUAGGGCCACGCUGAAAAAAGUCAUACCUCGGUUUACGACCGGUUCUGUUCUGAUGUAACCCAAAUACGUACGCAUGUCCCAGGGCGCCGUAGUCUACCGGUCACAUAAGCCAACGCAAUAGCAAAGUUAUAUGACAGUAAAUAUUUUAGGCCAUAAAUACAAACACAAUGACAUGGAAAAACAAGUACGGCGGUAGAAGAGCGUGCCUUCUUUUGCCACGAUACAACUUCUUAAGCUGCGUACAACUCGGAAUCUCCAAAUGUCAUCACAAAAAAAAAGAAAUCAAUCAAUCAAAUGUAUUUAGAGAAUAAAAUUGUCACCGCAAAGAUGAAGUUGAACGAGCUCAAGCAUAAAGUACAAUGAAUUCAGGAAAAGGGCGAUUUCCUUUUUUGUUUUUUUGCUUUUUGAGCAUAGGGUUGUAAGUAAUGUAAGUAAGUAAGCAAUUUUACAGGGAAGAAGUAACUGUAUGAGGUUGAAGUUGAAGUAUGUAGAGAUAAAAAAACAUUGGACUUAUACAUGGGACAAAAGUAGUAUUAUACUAUUACCUGAUGAUUAGGACUUUCUGUUGAAAAAGUAUGGCUUUUUCUCAUGACCUGUUUCACAAUGCGGUAUUAUAACGUUAUUGAUGAAAUAUUGGGACUUUUUUUUCCUCUUAACAUUUUUGGCUUUUCUUUUUUUUUUUCUGUAAUAUUGCAACUGGAAUUUAUGAGCAUGACUUUUCAGCGCGGCCCCGGACGCUCCCGAGUAGACAUUCAGCCGAAUAUGUUGAAACUCUAAAACUGCCGUCAAAUUGCAUCGAUUUUCCGCACUUGAGUUUUUUGUUCCGUGCGAUGGGACCUGUGCCCGUCGACUCGGGCAAAACGUCACCUUUUGCACACGCGGCUGAACCACGCCGUGGCCAAACCAAAGCCCUUUCCUCCAACUUUGCUCGUUCUUGUCCCCGCUUGCCAAAAGUGACUUUACUUUGAUAAACGGCAGUCGUUAGCCUCCCUGGCCGUCGCGAUGUAACUCGUAGCACUUACUCGAGCCUCGUACUGUGUGCGCCUUAUGCAUUCGCAAGCCUCGUUGCAGAUGUUCUCGAAAACAACCGGUGCCUUUACAGAACGUUUCCUUUAUUCCUAUCGCUUCCGUUGAAUGGCUUUGUAUUGUUCAAAGGAAAGUGCUCAUCGGUUUGGAUUCCAAAAGGACAAUCCAAACUAUUCCCCAGCGGAAGAACGGAGACGUCCUUGCCUCUUAUCGUCCGUGGCCGGUUUCUCUGCCCGCGGACGGGACUGAAUUAAAAGCAGCACUUUGCGUUGAAGCGCAUGUGCGCGGAAGCCAGGAAAACAAAACUACUAUAAGAAGUCAAGAAGUAUUUGAAACAAGCCCAAAAAGGCAAAGUGCACACACAAAAGAGCAUUUUGCAGAUCAGCGAUGUUUUGCAGAAUGCCAAGGGAUCCGUCAGUAGGUUUGAGAUACUUAUGUACAAAAAGAGUACAACAGCAAGAAAAAUAGCGUUGUAUUUUCUACAUAACAUUUCAAUAUGGUGACGUGUCACUAAUAUAUUUAUUUACUAAUAUAUUUAUCCAUUUUUGUCCAUGUUCGAAUGGGUGGUUUCUGUAUGGGCCAAUUUUAUUUUCUUUUUUUGUUUUUCUGUUUGUUUGUUUUCUUUCUUUAUGUAUGGAAACUAACCAGUGUCAUCACAAAUGUAUCAUUCCAGUUAUAUGCAAAUAAAUUAUUUUGAAAUAAA
This is a messenger RNA of Phycodurus eques (leafy seadragon), 6111 nucleotides long. RefSeq names its product E3 ubiquitin-protein ligase RNF43. The coding region runs from base 758 to 3169 and encodes 803 amino acids. Gene Ontology annotation, molecular function: ubiquitin protein ligase activity; frizzled binding. The transcript has 9 exons. Lineage: Eukaryota; Metazoa; Chordata; Actinopteri; Syngnathiformes; Syngnathidae. Gene Ontology annotation, biological process: Wnt receptor catabolic process; ubiquitin-dependent protein catabolic process. The record is from RefSeq and is a predicted model, not a curated record.